AUGCUGGAGUUUAUGCAUGACCAUUUGCCUUUUGCCAGGGGUCAAAUUUCAGAUUCGGCCAUGGUAUCAAAACUGUGGACUAAUCUAACCCUUGAACUAAAUGAGGCAGGAGGUGCCAUGAAGGAUCGAAAACAAUGGCAACGGUGUUGGAGUGACUGGAAGUCAACCGUCAAGUCUAAAGCUGCACAACUGAAGGCAAAACAGCAAAGGACUGGAGGUGCUGGGCCAUCAAAUGAUUCGACUCUCUCUGGUUUAAGUGAAAUGGAGUGCCGAAUUUUAAGCAUCAUUGGCCCAGAUUAUUGUGGUGAUGAGAAAACUCCAGAGUUUCCCUCUGUUUCAAUGAAUUUUCCUUCUGUUCCUGUUAUAACACCAGUCAUACCAUCUGGCUCCAAAGCUCUCAUUGUUGUACCAACAGUCAUACCAUCUGACUCUGAAACUCCUCCUUCUCCUCCACCAAUGUCAGGUUCACCAGUGCCUCCUGAAGAAACAGCAAUUGUAUUGAUUUAUGCAUGCAAAGUUUGUCAACAGUAA
Messenger RNA from Zophobas morio, 531 nucleotides. RefSeq names its product myb-related transcription factor, partner of profilin-like. The transcript is spliced from 3 exons. NCBI's taxonomy places the organism in Eukaryota, Metazoa, Arthropoda, Insecta, Coleoptera, Tenebrionidae. The record is from RefSeq and is a predicted model, not a curated record. The coding region runs from base 1 to 531 and encodes 176 amino acids.